AUGUCAAAUCAAUAUUUUUCCACAUAUCUCGAAGAUUUGGAACAAGAACCGUUUGAUGUAAUUGAUUUUGUGGAACGAUUAGCAUGGCGAUUAACGAAUGGAAAUGACGAAAUUGAUGUUAUUGAUUUGAAAACGAAAUUCGAAGAAGAAAUCGGAAAUCUUCAAAUGUUAAGCGAUCAAUUUCAGGCGAAAAUCAGUAAUUUAGAAAGUCAGUGCAAUAAUGAAAAAAAAAAUUAUUUAAGCGUUCUUCAUAAAUUAUAUGAGCAGAAUUCUGAAUGCAUCGAUAAAUUGAAGCAGUUGGAUAGUACUAUGCAAACAGUUUCAACCAAAGUUGUUCAUAUCGGCGAUCAAUUAGAAAAUGUACAUAUUCCACGAGCCAGAGCAAAUGAAGCACUGCAACUGAUGAAACAUUUUGAUGAAUUUCUUGCUGAUCAGCCUCUUAAUUCCGACAUUUUUACUGAUCCUGAUCGACUACUGGAGUCAGCAUUAAUGAUUCAAAAAUUAUCAUCGAUUUCUCAAGAACUUGCCCGUGAUAAAUAUAAUGCAGUACAAACGCGAAUUGCCCACAAAUAUGACGAAAUAGAGAAAUUAAUGAUUGAAGAAUUCGUUCAUGCUCAUAGAUUAGGAAAUUGGAAACGAAUGCAUGAGAUUUCCGUCAUUCUUUCAGAAUUUAAGGGUUAUUCACAAUGUUUGGAUGCAUUUGUUGAAAAUAUACAGAUAAAUGCUUUUCGCUCCGAAAAUAUUUUUGAUGAUAUAUAUUCUUUAUGUACUAAAACUCGUCCAUUACUGAAUGACAUUUUUCCUAAUCCUCAACAAGUUAUGGCGAAAUUGGUCCUUAAUGUUUUUCAUGGUAAAUUACAGGAAACCGUCAAUACAAAAUUAGAAGAAACAUCUCAAGAUCUUGAAGAAUAUCUAAAUGCCCUAUAUGAUUUAACACAGAAGUUGGCUGAUAACCUAUAUUCUGUUGGUGCAUCUGAUCCUCGUUUUUUGCCAACAUUAAUUCGAUCUGUUUUUGGCAAAAAUGAAACUCAAUUUCUUCACGAUCAGUGUAGCUCUUUACUUAAUCGAUUUUAUGAAUCAAAAAACCAUCAUAAAAAGCAAAUGCAUAGUGGCGGCUUGCAAGACUUCAAGCGUGAUAUUCAAGCUCGUUUAUUACAAGUCGAAACUUACGGUGGUGAAACAUUUCUUUCAGAAGAAUUAGCUAUUAACAUUCUGCAAGAAACUAAAAAUGCUUUCAGUCGUUGUCAAUGUUUAUGCGAGAAGGAUGAUUGUGUAAAAAUGAUUGAAACAAUAUUCGACAUUUUAUUGCGUUAUCUUUAUAAUGAACACGUUGAAUAUGCCGUUGACUUAUCAGUAGCUGGUAUUUCUCUUGCUGAACCCAAAUCAAGUCCGCCGAAUUAUUUUUUUUCGGUGAUAAGGCAAGCAGCUGCAAUAACUCACCUGUUUGAAAAGCAAUAUGAUGAUUCAAUUUAUCCUCUCAUAGAAAAAACUUUGAUAGAAGAAUCAUGUUCUAAAAAGCGCAUAGAAACUUUACGAAAUGUGGAGGGUCGUUUAAAUUUGGGACUGGAACGGCAAUUGAAUGCUAUUAUUGGUUAUAUCAGGUAUUUGCUUUCAGUUGAACAGAAAAAAACCGACUUUCGUCCGGAUGAUGAAAAUAUUCAAGUUACUGCGAUGUCCAAUGCUUGCUCUCUAGUUGUGAAAUAUAUAACUUCGGAAGUGACCGUGAUUUGUGAUAGCGUUGAUGGUGGCAAUCUUAGCUCAAUUUUAACCGAAUUCGGGCAGAGAUUCUAUCGUGCCAUAUUGUCGCACAUUUAUCAAUUUACAUAUAAUUCCCAAGGUGCUAUGCUUCUUUUAUGUGAUAUCAAUGAAUAUAGGAAGUGUGUGUUGGGUUGGAAAUUACCUGAAAUUAACAAACAAUUUGAAUCACUGCAUGCUCUUGCAAAUUUAUUAGUUGUAGUUCCGGAAAAUUUGAACGAAGCAUGCUGUUCCCAACUUUUGAUUGAUAUAGAUCGUUCUAUGGUUAUUAGUUUCAUACAGUUGCGUAAUGAUUAUCGAACUGCGCGAUUGCAUCUUCUUUUUGCUUAA
Molecule: messenger RNA, 2085 nt
Organism: Dracunculus medinensis (Guinea worm)
Lineage: Eukaryota; Metazoa; Nematoda; Chromadorea; Rhabditida; Dracunculidae
Source: the annotation of a GenBank genome assembly